AUGCACGAGUACUGGGAGGAGACCUGGUUAGUCGCGCACUGGUCCUCUGCAGCGCCAGCCAAGGUAUUGCCGCACUACGAUGACUACACCAUCAACGAUCGCCCCGAGAAGCGCAUCGAGAACGAUCGCAAGUUCCUGGAAAUACUUUGCGCUAUCGACGCGGACGAUAGAGGUGCAGUGCUCGAAGCAUUCGCCGGCUUCCACAGCGGAGUGGACGAUUUAAAUUACUGCUUCGGUACCACGAUCCUCGCUUUUUCAGCCAAACAUGGAAGCCACGAGAUGCUUACACUGCUACUCCGUUCAGUCAAACGCUUGACUUACAAACAGUUGUACAAGUACUUGUAUAUCGCCAUCACAGAGGCCGGAAACCCGCAUGCUAUUAUCGACGUCUUCCUUAACCACCUUGCCCGGCACUUCAGAGAUGCAAAGGGCAACGUCUUCACAAGGACAGACGUAGCAAGACGCCUCCUCACCCAAAAUCUCCUUCUCGCAGCCUUGGCAAGAUGGGAUCUGUUAGUAGUCGACGCCAUAUGCAAAUGGAUGGACAGCAUUCCAAACUUUCACGGCAAACUCGACAUGUUCAAAGCAAUCUUCGCCCGAGCUCUUCCCGAUCAGACUCUAUGCGCGUUGCUCCCCAUUUUUGCGACCCUGGCAACAAGGAGUGAGAAGAUGCCGGGACUCUUGGCCAUGAGCCCCACGCACCACUUUGGUGCAUCAUACCAACAGCGUCUCCGAAGUUUGCGAUCAUCGCCUUUGGAGGAGUUCAAGUCACCCUACCCCACCACGCAAAAGUAG
Alternaria arbusti is the source of this 795-nucleotide messenger RNA. RefSeq lists its product as uncharacterized. The record is from RefSeq and is a predicted model, not a curated record. The transcript is spliced from 2 exons. The coding region runs from base 1 to 795 and encodes 264 amino acids. NCBI's taxonomy places the organism in Eukaryota, Fungi, Ascomycota, Dothideomycetes, Pleosporales, Pleosporaceae.